Dendroctonus ponderosae (mountain pine beetle) is the source of this 1354-nucleotide messenger RNA. RefSeq names its product BCL2/adenovirus E1B 19 kDa protein-interacting protein 3 (gene BNIP3). The coding region runs from base 217 to 798 and encodes 193 amino acids. Gene Ontology annotation, biological process: mitochondrial outer membrane permeabilization; positive regulation of apoptotic process. Gene Ontology annotation, cellular component: mitochondrial outer membrane; nucleus; mitochondrial envelope. NCBI's taxonomy places the organism in Eukaryota, Metazoa, Arthropoda, Insecta, Coleoptera, Curculionidae. The record is from RefSeq and is a predicted model, not a curated record. The transcript has 3 exons.
UUCGUUGACGUUCAUUUGUUUUCCCACAAUUUCCGUUAGUUGUUUGGCGCAUAUGUUUGGCGUCGCUGUUGUUUGCGUGAAUUGAGCGGGUUGUCACGUAGUCCAUACGCUUGGUUGUUCAACACUAAAUUUUGCUAAAAAAUCUUCGACGUUUAGCAUUUUUUAACUUUGCAGUCGUUUGUUAGCGUAGCAGUAAAGUUUUGCGGAGACUCCAAUAUGUCGUCCACUAAAUCAAGCACCGGAACCGAUGAUCUUCUAGGCGGUUAUUUUUCAGAAUCGUGGGUGGAAAUUGGCGGAGGAUUGUGCCCUCAAGGCGGUGGCACCCCGGCAUCAAUCACUCAACAAUUGACUGCUGAUGAUUAUCUGCGUCUACUCAAAGAAGCACAGGAGUCCAACCAGUCUUCAUGCAGAGACUCAUUGGCUGGCUCUCGCAGAGAUUCUCCAAGAAGCAGCCCCAAGUCGCCGCCAAACAGCCCCGUAAACCAGGGGCCUACCCUGGCUUUGGAAUGGCAAUCUUACUACGUGACUUCCGAGUCUAGAGAGGAAUUCCUCCCCAUUGAUUGGAGCAGCCGACCCAGUUCCAUUCCGCCAAAGUCAUGGAGCUUCCGUGCUCCUCACAGGAACGACAGGUUCAGUCUACGCUACGCGAAAAUAGGGAACACUCCUCUAUUCUCCAAGAAGGGAAUCUGCAUUAUGGUCCUCUCUAAUCUGUUUUCCCUUCUGGUGGGCGCAGGAGUUGGAGUUAUCAUCAGCCGUUGCGGUGUGCACUUGCCUGUGCCUGCGAUUAAAGUUCGUUAAACGUUAGUUCUCACAGGUGUGCAAAGCUAUAAAGUCCCAUUCAUUUUAUAUUUUUAAUGUUGAUUUUCUAACAACACAUCACGUCAGUGAUCUUUUAUUUUGUUUUUUUCUUGAUAAGAAUUUCAGUUUCGUUUCAUUACUAGUUUCUUUGUAGCUUUGAGAGCCGCCGACUGAAUGAGACUGGCAAUUUUUUUCUACCUAAGUAAGAGUUAACUGUUUUAUUUAUGAGAGAUAUUUACAGCUGUUCUAGGAUCAGCUAGAUAUAAGCCGUUUUUUGCUAUUUGCAAACAGCAUUGAAAAGAUGGCAUAUCUAUUUAAGUUACUUAUUUCAUCUAUCUAAAUACACGUUCGAGAUUCAUUUACUAACAAGUGUGGAGACUUAGAUUCAUGGGGACGUAAUGGUGAAACUUGUUUGUAGCACAGUUACUUCCACACUGGUUCAUGUGCUCGAUCUCUAUGUUUUCCUCAACAUCAAUAACCAUCUUGAUAGCUUAGUUGUAAUUUUAUAAUUAUUCACCUGUACUGAGAAAUAAACUAAUAAAUUUUGUAACGUGUA